CUGUUUCAUGUGUCGAUCGAGAUCCGUUGAGAGCAGUGCUCUAUCGCUGUGCUUCAACGAAGUAGAAAUAAACAAAUCAUUUAAAACUAAAGAUUUCAUUUCAGUUAGCAGCAUAUGCGUUUUCAGGGCUAAAUCGUCAGAGUCUAGAGAUACCGCGCACGUGACACGAAAAGGAUAGAUCGCUUGUCUGAGAAGACGUCGAAAAGUAAGGCUCGGCCACAGGUAGCUGUUUCGGCUCUUAAUAUCAAAGUACAGGUCAUGCGGGUGUCUUCGGACGGGGGGAGAGCUGUGAUCCAGUGGUGCCGCUGCUAGUCGACCCGUUGGACUGAUCGCUUUUGCCGCAAGCUCAGGAGGAACGAAGGAAUAAGCAUGUCCCGAAGAAAACAGAGCAAACCCAGGCAGAUCAAACGCUCAAUUGGAGAUCUGAAUGGGGUAGAGGAUCCAUCUGAUGACGUAAGCAUGUCAGGCGAAGAGGGCGGAGCUUCAGACCAGGAGGAUUCUGCCGAGUGUGAUGGUUCAAGUCCCUCUUCAUUCCCACCUCUUUACAAUGAAGAGCCGAGAACACACGAGUCGCUGGGGGCACAAGAUGAGUCUGAGGAAGAUGAGAAAAGACUUCGCUGUUCUGAAGACGAAGAAGAGGAGGAAGAGGAAGAAGGUGAACCUCAUUGGAACGGCCCAGAUGAUCUUAUGCUAAGUGGGGCUGCUGAUGACCUCAAGGUCCUGGCCCUCAGGGAUCUGCCGGUUGACACUGUUUGGGGUCCAUUUUCUGGCAGCAUCCAAUUAGAGGAGCCCACUGAUGGAGUCACCAGUGAGAACUCUGUAAUGUCCUUGGAGUGUGUGGAGGCAGACUGCUGGCUCAGGAGGAUACCCGUGACCUCAUGCACCACCGAAUCAAACUGCAUCAUCUACAGUCAGGGAGGUGCAUUAUUCUGUAAGCUCACACAGGAGCUGUCCAGUGGAGAUGCACUCGUGGCAACCCUGUCCUGCGCCCAUGCGGAUCAGUCGAAGGCUGUUCAGACGUCCAGCGUGCGGGUGAAGGAGGAGCCAGCGUAUCCCGCUGCACUGCACUCGGAGAUUCAGCUCCUCCCACAACAGGCUGGCAUGGCUGCCAUCUUAGCAACUGCAGUUGUUAACAAAGAUAUUUUCCCAUGCAAAGAUUGUGGGAUCUGGUACAGAAGUGAGAGAAAUCUUCAGGCCCAUCUCAUGUACUACUGCGCGAGUCGGCAGAAGCAGCAGACGGCGGCCUCUCCACCACAGGACAAGCCUAAAGACUCGUACCCUAAUGAAAGGAUGUGUCCCUUCCCACAAUGCAACAAAAGCUGCCCCAGUGCCAGCUCUUUGGAGAUCCAUAUGAGAACUCACAGCGGAGAGCGCCCAUUUGUGUGUUUGAUUUGCCUGUCGGCUUUUACCACAAAAGCAAACUGUGAGCGGCACUUGAAAGUCCACACGGACUCGCUGAACGGCGUGUGUCACGGCUGUGGUUUCAUCUCCACUACACGAGACAUCCUGUACACCCACCUGGUCACGAGCCAUAUGGUUUGCCAGCCUGGGUCUCACAGUGAGGUGUACUCGCCCAAACUCCCUCUGUCCACAGGCUUGAGUCCAGGAGACUCUGGAAUUGUCCUGAAAUGUCAAGUGUGUGGCUACUCUGCCGAAACACCUGCCCUUCUCCAGCAGCAUGUUCACACACACCUAGAAGUGAGGGUUCCAGCUGAACGAAGCCCUACACCGCGUCACAGCAGUCCUCCCUCCUCUGAACUCCCAGAUCCCCAAGAUGGAGAACCUGCCGCCUGUGUGUCCAGACCCGAUUCAUCCAGCCCAGGAGCCAACGGCAGCUCGGCCACCUCUCGUGGCUGCAGCCCCCAGAACCAGCUCAACAUCAAAGAAGAACCACGGUCGGACUACGAAACCGAUUCGAAGGAGGAAGAAACAGUGGACAGCCCUCCAAGAAAUGCUGUGGAGGGGAGCUCAUCUCAGUCUGCUUCACCUAAGAGUCCCUUGGGGGUGGCAGUUAAAACAGAGCCGACCAGUCCUACUCCAGGUUCCAGCCCCGUACACCCUGGAACCGGAGGUUCGGUUCUCCCUGGAGGAGCAAUGUUCUUGCCGCAGUACAUGUUCAAUUCUGAGGCUGCCAUUAUGCCGCAAGCAUCCGAGAUCCUGGCUAAGAUGUCUGAGAUGGUACACAGCAGACUUAAACAAGGACAGGGUCCGGCGCCUGGACAGCCGGGCUUUUUCCCAUCAGGUUCCCCCGCUAGCGUUCACAAGGGAGCCACUUGCUUUGAAUGUGACAUAACCUUCAACAACAUCAACAACUUCUACGUCCACAAGAGACUUUACUGCUCGAGCAGACAUCAGCAGGGCGAGGCCACAAGUCUGUUGAAAGAAGGGAUAGCCGCCGCCACUGCUGCUCCUCCCGCUGCCCAUGCUGCGUCACCACAGGCCAGACCGUUGAGUCGCACAGCUUCAGCAUCGCCUAGCUACUCAGACCCUGCAACAGGAGGAACGGCCUCAGAGCCCAAAUCAGUGGAGGUGAAAAGUGAAGAUCCGGGGAUGAAGGAUGGCACCUGCUCCUCUUCCUCAGAGGGGGAGGGGCCUGGAGGAGGUCAGGCCAGCGAGGGAAGCCAAAGUCCUAGCGGGUCUGCCGAAGACCCGGAAGAUGAACUAACUCGCACGUUCUGCCAGGCCUGCAAUAUCCGCUUUAGCCGCCACGAAAACUACAUUGUGCACAAGCGUUUUUACUGCGCCUCAAGACAUGACCCCUCCAACCAGCGGCCACAUGCUGGCAAGACUGCCUUCCUGCCCCAACCUAUUCGCACACGUAAGCGCAAGAAGAUGUACGAGAUCCACAUGGCUCAAAGUGAGGCUUUGGCCAACGCUGCCCCUUUGACGGUAGCAACAGGCCUCGGGGUGAAACAGGAAGCUGCUUCGGUUCCUCCACCAUCAACACGCAGCUCCAGUCCUGAUGGUGAUGGUCCUAUCGACCUUAGUAAAAGACCCCGGCUGAGUGAAAACCAGAGAGGGAGCAGCAUUCCGGCUGUGCCACUUACCGACUACCACAAGUGCACCGCUUGCAGCAUCAGUUUCAACAGCAUUGAGAACUACCUGGCACACAAGACCUACUACUGCCCCGCAACAACCCUGCAGCCCCACACGCUUGAGCAGCUGAGCCGGCUAAAGAGACCCGCCUCCACCUCACCCAAAAAUCGAGCUGUGGACCUGCACUCUGAUGCGAAGGGUCUUCAGAUGGGAAAAACCGCUGCUGUUGGAAACCCAUCUUCAUUACCUGGCCCUGAAUCCGCCGCUCCUAACGCUGCACAUGGAGCAAAGACCCCCAACAGCCCCCCGGUGGUCUGUCCCUAUUGCCCUCCCAAUAAGCAGUUGACUUGUGAUCUAGUGGAACAUUUUAAAAUGGCUCACGGUCUGCUGGUCACCCUACAUCAACAUCCAGAGACACGCUCAGCUGGAGUCAGUCCCAGUCCUAGCCUUAGCCCACGUGAUGGAGCGCCACUCACCCCUCCUAAACCAAGCCUCCGACCACAUAGGGACAGCGUGAAUGGCCGGACCCUCAAGUUAGAAGCAACCUCUCCUUCCUCACCCAUUCUUAAUGGGAAGCCUCCAGAACACCACUCUGGUUCUCCAAAAAACACACCCCCUGCCCUGUCGCCUACCAGUGUCCCUCGAACUGUCUCACCUGUGCCUGAAGCUCUAAAAGAUGUGGGCCACACCCCCGUCCCCCCGCUCAUUCCUGAAAAGGCAGCCCUGUCACUAAGCCACACCCACACGGCUUCAGCCAUGCCCAAAACGCCCCUCGCCUCCCUGCAGAACGGAAACACUCGCUUCUGCCGGCUGUGCAACAUCAAAUUCAGCAGCCUCUCCACCUUCAUUGCACACAAAAAAUACUACUGUUCCUCCCACAGUGCCGAACAUGUCAAGUGAGUCCAUUCCUGCCAUUCUUCUCAUGCAUAGAAGUGCCAACCAUGGCACUACCUGACCUCAUACAAGACAGAGUGCGACAGCAGAACUGUUACUAGCCAGACACGGAGGUCUCGGUGCUGACCCCAUUGGUUCUGGUGUUGUUACUAUGGUAACUUAUUACACGUUAUGGGUCAAGUUUGUAUUACACUAAGAGAUGUAACUACCUGCACAAUGCCCCAAUGACCUAUUCCCACAUGCUUGCAAACUUUUUACAAGUCAUACCAUAUCUGCUGAUGAAGUUAGCUUUGGACUAAAUCGCUUCUUUGCUUUAAUGUUUAAUUAGGUUUUAAUCGAUUGCAUUGUAUGUGGGUAAAAUAUUGUUUGUCUGAGCCAUUCUUUCUAAAUCGCUGAUUUAGGGUCACAUCUGACCCCUAGUGGAGGUCUUUAUAUAAGACGUUCUGCAAAUCUUUAGUUAUUCUGUAAAAACUGAAUAACCCCGAUGGAAGAAGUUUUGAAUUUUAAACAAAUGUGAAGUUAUUUUUAAUUUGAGUCCUCAUGCAUUUCAGUUAAACAUUACCUAUUGUCUUUACAAGGUAAUCAUUUUAUUGUUUUGUCAUACUGUCCAAAUGACACAUUUCAAUCCUAAUGUGAUAUAGUUUCUUCAUUUUUGAAUGUGUUUGACUUCACAUUGAGAAGUAAAUAUGUAAGUGUUGUUUUAGUAAGGGUGAAGACGGCACACGCUCGCCGUUUCGUGUCAGUAUUUGGUCAUGGCUGCCAAACAGACAUUUUUUAACAGAUUGUUCUGCUUCUUCAUAAAGGACAGUGAUAAGGUUUAGAUUUUGAAGUUUAAUAUGUUUGUUCUCUGGUCACCAGCUCACUCUGUCUCUAUUUCAACACAAACUUCGAAUCAGAAAGCCUUUUUGACCUGAUAAAGUGUCAUUUGUAAGAUACUCUGGAGAAUUUCACUGUUCUGAACAUGUUUGUUUGGCCUUUUUUAUUUUUACCUGGAAAUGAAGUAUAGUAUAGAAAGAUGCAUAUCAAUGUCUUGCACACUGUCAAGCAACGUUGAAGGCCACUGAAAGCAAGAGAAUUUAAAACUGACUCACUCGUUUCUAUUGCUCCUUAAGGUUAUACUGGCAACCCGGCGUCCUUGUCGAUCUCUCUGUUUUUCUUUUUUGUGACUCACUGACGUUUAAUUCCCCUCUGUAACCAAGUUAAACCACAGCGUCAUGCAAUCUGUGCUUCUGAGCAGGCUACCCUGGCAAAGCCUUAACAAAGACUCUCGUCAGCGUGUCUGCAACAACGGGUCAUUAAUGUUUCACAACGUUGCUCAAUCUCUGCCACCAAGUGGACUUUACGGAUGUUACCAGUGGUGUUUCCCAUUUCCUUUGUUACAAAAGCAUAAACUACGAACAGAAAGGCGCAGAACUGUGCGAACGAGAACAGUUCAAAUUUCUCUGCUGUUGUGGGUUUGAAACGGUGCUGCACCUGUUAUAAAUUCACACUGAGGCGUUUACAGUUCCAUUGUUUUAUCAUUUAGCGACUGUCUCAACUGUCUAUGAAAGAACAGUGCUGAAUGCCCUAUUUUGACCUUUGCUGAUCCCUUUUCUAUUGCACUGUGUUGUACAAAAAUGCUGAAUGUUUUAGUUUUAGAAGCUUUUUUGUAAUGUAUUUAUGUUUUUACAGCACUUUUCCUGUCCAAAUCCUGUCCCCGAAGGACUUGCUCGUGAAUUUAGAACAUUCUAACACAAGUGAAAGAUAAUUAAAAUACUUUGUGAAUAAUUAAAAUGUUGAUGAAAAAAUAA
Paramisgurnus dabryanus is the source of this 5720-nucleotide messenger RNA. The record is from RefSeq and is a predicted model, not a curated record. NCBI's taxonomy places the organism in Eukaryota, Metazoa, Chordata, Actinopteri, Cypriniformes, Cobitidae.